Messenger RNA from Drosophila subobscura, 2307 nucleotides. RefSeq lists its product as uncharacterized. The transcript is spliced from 7 exons. The record is from RefSeq and is a predicted model, not a curated record. Bases 350 to 1678 code for a protein of 442 amino acids. NCBI's taxonomy places the organism in Eukaryota, Metazoa, Arthropoda, Insecta, Diptera, Drosophilidae.
ACCGCCCGUUACGCCGUGAGUCGAGUCGCCUUAAUACCGUUCGUGCCACAGCAAGGUGGAGCUGAGUGUUAUUUUUUUUGCGUGUGUUUUUUGCGUGCUCUUGUGGUUUGAUAGUGUCGCGCGCGUCUGGUGUGCAAUAUUGUUUAGACACGAACAGCCGAAAUCAACUGCUGCUGAGCCACAAACUUAAAACGUUGAACCGAACGAGCAACUAUCAGCCACUGAGUGUAUCCAUUGAGUGGCCAAGAAAAGGGGGAAACCCCCGAGAGAGAGCAUAAAGAGAGGAGAAAAAGUAGGAAGAACACCGCAACCUAAAGCUUCGUCGCAAGAUCACAGAACGGAUCGCAUCAUGACUUUCUAUUGGUGGUCACAUUGGUUCUGGAUAACCUGCCUCAGCGUUCAAUUGCUGUCCAGCCAUGUCCACACAUAUCCCAGAAGCCAGCAGGAGGCGACGCAGCCAGUGGUGCGGCAGACCACGAAACUCUACCAGACAACAGUCAGCCAGACUUGGUCAACGGCCACACAGAGCAACAUCAUGGACCUGACCAACAAGCCAACAACAGCAGCAGCGGCUGCUGUGACGCCUGUGUAUGCGGGGGAAGAUGAGGAUGAGAGUGAGAGUGAAAAUGAGGAUCAGGAGGAGGAGGAACAGCAUGAAGAUCUGCUGCUAAAUGAUGGAGAGGCAGCGCAGGAGGAGGAGCAACAGGCGGCAGGGACAGAUGCCGUUGAAGUGGAGCAGACUGUGGCUCAGUACGAGUUCAAGCGUUCGGCGGAUUUUACCUCCGAGCAGCUAAACAACUUUACGAAUUUUAGCAGUAGCACAAGUACAAACGCCAGCAGCAACAGCAGCAGCAACAGCAGCAGCAGCAGCACUUUGAAGCCUGCUUUAAACAGCAGCAGCAGCAGCAGUCCAGCCACAACAACCACAACGACAGCAGCCAGCACAUCCUCCACACUAGACACAUCCUCCGCCGCCACAACAGCGGCCACAACAGCCCCAGAGGCAUCCACUACUGGUGUGGCAAUGGCAGUUGGUGUCGCCGCUGUCACAGUCACAACACCGUUGACAUCAUCGGCCACACCCUCAACACCGAAAAUCAACACGGAAUGGCUGUCCGACGAGCUGCUGGAGCAUGGCGAGAAGGCGCCCUUCACGCUGGAGAAUGCCAACAAGGAGGAGGAGCUGCGUCGCGCCGAGAGCGAGCAUCGUUCGCGCAAGUCGAAGGUGCUGUCCGCUGAAUAUAAGCACAUCAAUCGGUACAUUAACUUCUCCAGCGACACCAAGAGUCUGCUGACGCGCUCGGCCUCGGCGGCGCCCAGUGUGGCCGAUGGCUAUGACGGGGCCAACGAUGAGGGUAACAUUUCAUCCGAGGCGCUGGCCAUACAGCGCACAUAUUUCCUGGAUGCAGGCGCCAUUUCGGCCAUUUGUUUUACGGUCUUUGGCAUCUGCUGCACGGUGGGCACCAUUGGCAUUGUGCUCUACCGUCGGCGGUUCCUGAACAAGCCGCAGGCGCUGAGCGAGCCCGACUCCAGUGUCUAUAUCGAUGAUAGCACCAUGCGGGUGAGUGACAACUCCGACGAGAUGUACAGCCUGGACAAUGACUCGUUUCUCAACUCGCUGGAGGCGAUGACAAUACAAAACUACUGGACGGACACGGUCAAACAUACAAAGCUUUAAUUUUCCACCCGCUCCCUUCCGACCGUUUAUUGGUUUCUCUUCCUCGCCCCCGUCCCACGUUUUCUGUUUGUUUUUGUUUUUUUUUGUACCCUCUCUGUGGUGGCAUUCCUUUGGAUGCGCAUCCCUCUAACCACAUCAUUAAGCAUUAAGUAGCGUAAGCCUCUAAGCGGGCCCACUCGGGGCUGGGUGUGUAAUUGUAUUUACUAAUGUUAGGCACAACCAAAACGAGCAACUAGUUUAAGUCAACAAACUACCAAAAUUAUGUUUAAACAACAACAAAACCUAGAACCUAAGUGCGCAAAGCAAAGGACGUUUUUUUUGUUGAUCUUUAAAUGAUCAUCCAACUGUCCCCUUCCUGCUCUCUAUGUACCCACACUCCUACUCCCACUCCUACUCGUAUCUAUUAGUUAAUUAUUUUAAUAUCUAUUUAUACUUAUUGUUGUCUACCCCUCCACACACACACACACACACAUCUUAUGUUUCAAACAUACACACACACACACACACGCACGUACAUAUGUAACUUUGUUAAGUUAAUGUCCAACAAUUAAAACGCAAUCAUUCCUUCCAGUUUAGCGUAUAGUGCAAGAACUUAAUAUGUAAUUAUUGUAUUAAAACUGAGACAAGCA